AUGCUUUCAAAGGCUAGAGAACGCUGGAGCAGGACUUGGCAACCGCGGAGGACGUUGAAAACAAGGCUUCCCGUUCGCUCAGCCCUAUUUAAGCAACGUACCGGUGGAUUAGUAGUUAGGUGGGUGACCACUAGCGAAUACCCGCUGUUGUAUGUUUUUGCCUUUUUUGACGCUCAUCUCACUCACUUAAGCUGGGUAAGGUGCUUUCCGGCCACCCAACCAAAUGUAACUACCUCACUUUAG
Molecule: messenger RNA, 243 nt
Organism: Didymella exigua CBS 183.55
Lineage: Eukaryota; Fungi; Ascomycota; Dothideomycetes; Pleosporales; Didymellaceae
Exons: 2
Coding region: 1-243 (80 amino acids)
Source: RefSeq, a predicted model, not a curated record